Messenger RNA from Meyerozyma guilliermondii ATCC 6260, 558 nucleotides. RefSeq names its product Arf family GTPase. The transcript has a single exon. Gene Ontology annotation, molecular function: GTPase activity; GTP binding. Gene Ontology annotation, cellular component: microtubule cytoskeleton; cytoplasm. NCBI's taxonomy places the organism in Eukaryota, Fungi, Ascomycota, Pichiomycetes, Serinales, Debaryomycetaceae. The record is from RefSeq and is a predicted model, not a curated record. Gene Ontology annotation, biological process: protein folding. The coding region runs from base 1 to 558 and encodes 185 amino acids.
AUGGGUCUCUUGAGCAUCAUCAGAAAACAAAAGAUCAAGGACCAUGAAAUACGGGUGUUGGUUUUGGGACUCGAUAACUCGGGUAAAACCUCCAUUAUCAAACGCUGGAAACACGAAGACUGGUCUACGAUAUCUCCCACUAUGGGGUUUGAAAUCAGCACGCUUCAAUACCAGGACUUCACAUUGAACUUGUGGGACAUUGGCGGGCAAACAAGUCUUCGUACCUUCUGGGGUAACUACUUUGAUAAGACAAAUGUGGUGGUUUGGGUUGUAGAUUGUAUGAGUAUGGAGCGCAUUCAAGAAUCCUACGAAGAGUUACGAGACAAAGUGAUACAACAAGAUAGACUAGUUGCAGUGUCACUUCUCAUAUUAAUGAACAAAAUUGACAUGCUACAAACGAAUAAAGUGGAGGAAACCAAGAAACAAAUCGUGGGUCUUCUCGAGCUCGAGUCGCAGCUUCCACUGGAAAAGUGGCAAAUAAUCGCAGUGAGCGCUGUCACGGGACAGGGAGCGGAGACGGCCCUUGAGUGGAUUAUCGGUCAAGAAUACGAGCCAUAA